Messenger RNA from Coturnix japonica (Japanese quail), 3522 nucleotides. The record is from RefSeq and is a predicted model, not a curated record. Lineage: Eukaryota; Metazoa; Chordata; Aves; Galliformes; Phasianidae.
CGGGACUUCCGGCCGGCAGCGGCCGCCAUAUUGCGAGAGAUCUGAGGCCGGCGCCGGUGACAGGCGGAGCGGGGCUGGGCCCGGCGGGCAGACUAAUUACUGAUUGGACUUCAUGAGCAUAAAUCCCCAAGACUGCUGAACUCCCCAACCCUGAUCCUUCCAGCAUGGACCAGGAUUAUGAGAGACGUCUCCUGCGCCAAAUCAACAUACAGAAUGAGAACACAAUGCCUUGUGUAGCAGAGAUGAGAAGAACCCUCACCCCUUCCAAUUCUCCAAUGUCAUCUCCUAGUAAACAUGGAGACAGAUUCAUUCCCUCGAGAGCUGGGGCCAACUGGAGCAUCAACUUCCACAGAAUAAAUGAAAAUGAAAAGUCACCAAGUCAGAACAGAAAAGCAAAGGAUGCUACGUCAGACAAUGGCAAAGAUGGCCUUGCUUACUCUGCCCUGCUGAAGAACGAGCUCCUGGGAGCAGGGAUUGAGAAAGUGCAGGACCCACAGACAGAGGACAGGAGGUUGCAGCCUUCCACUCCAGAGAAGUCGUCUCUCUUCACUUAUUCCCUCAGCACAAAACGUUCCAGUCCAGAUGAUGGCAAUGAGGUCUCGCCCUAUUCCUUGUCUCCUGUCAGCAACAAAAGUCAGAAGCUGCUAAGGUCACCCCGAAAACCAACUCGGAAGAUCUCCAAGAUUCCUUUCAAAGUGCUGGAUGCCCCAGAACUGCAGGAUGACUUCUACCUGAACCUGGUGGACUGGUCCUCUCUGAACGUGCUCAGUGUUGGCCUUGGGACGUGUGUUUACCUAUGGAGUGCUUGCACCAGCCAGGUGACCCGGCUGUGUGAUCUCUCUGUGGAAGGAGACUCUGUGACAUCUGUGGGCUGGUCAGAGCGGGGGACCCUGGUAGCUGUUGGCACUCACAAGGGCUUUGUACAGAUCUGGGAUGCAGCUGCAGGAAAAAAGCUCUCCAUGCUGGAGGGACACACAGCCAGAGUUGGUGCCUUGGCAUGGAAUGCAGACCAGCUGUCUUCUGGGAGCAGAGACCGAAUGAUCCUCCAGAGGGACAUCCGUACCCCCCCACUGCAGUCAGAGCGGCGGCUCCAGGGCCACAGGCAGGAGGUCUGUGGGCUCAAGUGGUCGACAGACCACCAGCUCCUGGCAUCUGGGGGGAAUGACAACAAGCUCCUCGUCUGGAACCACUCCAGCCUGAGCCCUGUGCAGCAGUACACAGAGCACCUGGCUGCAGUCAAAGCCAUCGCCUGGUCUCCACACCAGCAUGGCCUGCUCGCCUCCGGUGGCGGCACCGCUGACCGCUGCAUCCGCUUCUGGAACACCCUGACAGGGCAGCCCCUGCAGUGCAUCGACACCGGCUCCCAGGUGUGCAACCUGGCCUGGUCGAAGCACGCCAACGAGCUGGUGAGCACCCACGGGUACUCGCAGAACCAGAUCCUCGUCUGGAAAUACCCCUCACUCACUCAAGUAGCGAAGCUCACGGGGCACUCAUACAGAGUUCUGUACCUGGCAAUGUCCCCUGAUGGGGAGGCCAUCGUGACAGGAGCUGGAGAUGAAACUUUGCGGUUCUGGAAUGUUUUCAGUAAAACUCGCUCCACAAAGGAGUCCGUAUCCGUUCUGAACCUCUUCACCAGGAUACGGUAAACCCCCCAGUACUGCAGCCCAGGAGAGUCCGGCCUGUCGUAGCAGGAUGGAACCAUUGCUUUGGUGUGCAUGGGACCCCAGAGAGCAGCCGGGAGGGGAGGGAGCGCCGCUGGGCCUGGAGGACGGACCCACUGGCACUGAUUAAACAGUGCUUGAGAACGGCGCCGGGGCAGUAUUUCACUGGGGCUGUGGGGGGGUGGGGGGAGGGAACUGCCAAAGGUUUAUGGAUUCAUCCUGUGUUGAAGGGGUACGGGUAGAUGAGGUCAAACCAGCGCCCUCCAACCCUUGUUUUUCUUUUGUACUGGAGAAAACUUGUUUACAUGGACCACUGAGACCGGACCAAGGCCAUCCCAACUGCUGUGUUGUCUGCUCUUAGGAGAGAUGAGAGUAUCCUUGCCCCUGUGGGGCAAUGCCCUGGCUGAGCGUUGGCCUCUCUGCUAUUUAAAGGCACUGUUUAGAGCCUGGGACCCCCAUUGCACCGGAGAACCACUUACUCCUUCCAAAUGCAGCAGGUACCACAGUGCUGGCUCCCACCGGGCUGCCGGGUUGUGGCCUGUUUAUCAGCCACCUCCAAACGUAACAUCUAUGGGCUCUGAAGAGGCUCCACCUCAGAGGGAACAGCUCCAAGCAGCUUCAAAUUGCUGCGGGGUGUUUGGGGCCAAUCCUUUAUUUAACAGAGAGGGGAAAGGGGGGAAAAACAAAAACCCCAAACCACAAGAAUGGCUUUAAAAAGCAGAGUGAAGCAGUGUGAAUGCAGAGCUCCUGCGGCGCUGUGUGCUGGGCUGGUGGCUGCGGAGCCUUCCUAAGGACAAAAGCAGUUGUGAUGUGCUUGAGAAACAAAACCGCUCCCGUGGGAUCUGGUUUAUUUCAGAGGCAGCCUGGCCUCGUCUGGCUGGAAGGAAGGGGGGAGCGGCGCCGGGUGAGGGGUUCCCUUCCUGAAGCCAGGCAGAAUUUGUUGCCCUUUGUGUUUCCCUUUUAGUUUUUUAAGCUCCGCGUUGAUGCCAGGGGACCUGUUGGUUUUCUUUUGUUGUUGAAGCCGUAUGGGAGGAGAAGUGCCUGCUGGUGUGCCUGGAUGUGCUGCAAAGCACUCACGUGUGUGUGCUGCUUUUAAUUUAAGGAGAAGUUGUUCUGCUUGCAGCAGCCUGUUGUGUCUUACCGUGUCCAUGUGCCAAUGCUGUGCCCUCCCCCGCACCGCGCUGUGCCGUCCCCUCUGCUCCUUGGGAUGUUCCUGGCCCUGUAUAUGGACUGUGCCCCAUAGGGUGUCAGGCAGCUCCUUUCCCAUAGGCAGGUUAUAGGGCGGCGGUGCCUCCAGCCCUGCACACACAGUGUGAGCUCAGUCACACCUGGCAGCCCCCACCGCCCUGCAGUAUCACUGGGCUGUGAUUCAAACACCGACGUUGGCACAAGCACUUUGCUCUUGCAGCAGCAGCACGGGGUGCAGUUUGGGGUUGGCCUGAGGGGCCUCCUGAUUGAUCUUCCUUUAUUUUUGGCACUGUUAAACGUGGUGGUGGAGCACUGAGUGGAUCCAUGGGCACAAUCCCACCCGGAGCAUGUUGGGGGCUGUGGGUGGAUGUUGAUGUUGGGCUGUGGGCUCAGCUGCUGUGUGGGACUGAGGGUAUCAGUGUGUGAGCGGGGCUGUGUGCCCUCCUGCUGCCCUCCUUAACCAGGGAAAGGAGCAAAGCCUUCAGCAGCUGCGUUGUCUGUGAGCGGGGGGGGCAGCCCGGGGUCUGUGUGCCAGUGUGUGACCGUGUGGCAUCGUUCCGUGUACAGCAUCGUGUGGUGGGGAGCGGGGGAAGGAGAAAAAAAAAGUAUUGAGUUGUAAGUUUUCCAUGUAAAGCGUUCAAACUGGCAUUAAACAAGUUGUGGAUUUACAUCA